AUAACCUAUGGGUGCAUCGAGGAAAUAUAUCGUCGGCAUCAUUUCGUGAGAAUCCAAACGAGCAGAAAUAGAUCUGCAGCAAUCGCAUGAUGCUUUCAAAACACCCCCAAUCUGAGUCGGGAGUUGUUAGUGGACCGCUGAUUAUUAUACCGAGCAGGGUAUUGGCUUAUUGCCCACGUCGUAGCGGAAGUGCGUAGCGGGCGUAUUUAAUUUACCCGCAUAUUCUUCCGAGAGAGUUUGAUGCACGAGGGUCAUCCGCCAAGGUCCCCGUGCCGGCGUAGCGGUGUUCCUGGUUCACGGUGCGGUCGUGCCUUUUAUAAAUCAUGGCCCCGACGAAUACCUGAGAGACUGUCGUAGAUGGAAAACCUAAUUUAGAUAAAGGGGUAAUGCAUCUUUGCGGCUGAGCGUUGAAAAUCCUUGGAAGACACGAUGUUACAACACACAGAAGAUGGUGACCGCUACGAGCUGACAAGCCCGACUGCCAUGCCGAAGGCCGGUGGCUUUCUCUGGAAUCAAAAGAUGAUGAUCCAAAUCACUUGUCGGGGAUAUGCAACCGCACAGUUCAUGCAGCCCGAGCCGGCCAAGUAUGCGCAUGCCCCUAAUCUCGAGGCCAAAACUUUUAUGCAGCCCGAACAAAACUAUUACGCCCAUCACCCAGGUCGGUUCGUCUACGUCAAAGAUGAGGAGACCGGCCAAAUAUUCUCGGCACCCUACGAACCCGUUCGUGCCCCGCUGGAUCGAUUUGUCUUUUCUGUUGGCAAAAGUAAUGUUUCCUGGACUGUCGAGAACCUUGGGAUCCGCAUUGAGAUGACCCUAGUGAUUCCAACUCAUGAUGUAGUUGAGCUUUGGACCGUUAAGGUGACUAAUUUAACUGCACGACCGCGGAGAGUUAGUGUGUAUCCUUAUUUCCCAUUUGGAUACAUGUCGUGGAUGAACCAAGAGGCAGAAUGGCGACCAGAUCUUGGCGGCGUGGUGAGCAGCAGUGUCACGCCAUAUCAGAAGGCGACCGAUUGGUUGAAAAACAAAUAUCUCAAGGACAAGUCAUAUUUCCUAUGUGAAUCCGAGCCUACAUCAUGGGAAGCCAUGCAGCAAGCUUUCGAAGGCGAGGGAGGGCUGCAUGCGCCAUCCUCACUAUUACUACCCGAACUUGGACGCAGUGAUGCUCGCUAUGAAACUCCCGUGGCCGCCGUACAGUAUCGCGCGGAGUUGAAGACGGACGACCAGCGCGAGUACCGAUUUGCGUUUGGACCCGCGUACGACGAUGCCGAAAUCCGUAGAGUCCGAGAAAAGUAUCUUAGCAAGGAAGCCUUUGAACAGGCGGCGCGCGAGUAUGCGGAGUAUAUUGCUAAAGGGAAGGGGUGCUUAACAAUCGAGACGCCUGACAAGCACGUGGAUAAUUUCGUCAAUCACUGGCUGCCGAGGCAAUGUUACUACCAUGGCGACGUGAACAGGUUGACCACGGACCCACAAACCCGCAACUAUCUGCAGGAUAACAUGGGCAUGUCCUAUAUCAAGCCCGAGGUUGCGCGAAAGGCAUUCAUUACGGCAGUGGGACAACAGGAGAAGGAUGGCGCGAUGCCUGACGGUAUUUUGAUAACAGAAGGCGCGGAGCUCAAAUAUAUCAAUCAGAUCCCGCAUACCGAUCACUGUAUCUGGUUACCAGUCACGCUUGCGGCGUAUCUCUCGGAGACGGGUGACUAUGAUCUCCUCAAAGAGAAAGUGAAGGAUAUGCACGGCGAUACGUAUACAGUGUUCGAACGCUUCAGCCGAGCAAUGGACUGGCUACUUUCGGCACGGGACGAGCGUGGCCUAAGCUAUAUCGCACAAGGUGACUGGUGCGAUCCGCUUAACAUGGUGGGAUAUAAGGGCAAGGGCGUAUCGGGAUGGCAGACAGUAGCGACGGCGUUUGCGUUGAAAUUGUGGGCAGACGUGUGUGAGCAGGAGGGCAAAGCCGACCUAGCAAAGAGCUAUCGCGAGAGUGCCAAGACGGUCAACGAUGCAGCUAACAAACACCUAUGGGAUGGUGACUGGUUUGCGCGGGGCAUUACUGACGACAACGUGAUUUUUGGUGUGAAGAAAGAUAAAGAAGGGCGUAUCUGGCUGAAUCCGCAGACAUGGUCGAUCCUCAGUGGAGCAGCGAGCCCUGAACAGAUCGCACGGAUGCUUCCCCAAGUAGACUCGCAGUUAGGAACCCCGUAUGGCACUGUCAUGUUCGGGCCCCAAUAUAAAGGCAUGCGAGAGGAUGUAGGGCGCGUAACCCAGAAAUAUCCUGGCUCCGCAGAAAAUGGGUCGGUAUACAACCACGCGGCCGCUUUCUACGUACACAGUCUAUAUUCGAUCGGGGAGGCAGACCGGGCGUACGAUGUCCUGCGGAAGAUGAUUCCGGGACCAUCGGAGGAGGAUUACGUACAACGGGGACAGCUCCCAGUUUAUAUUCCCAACUACUACCGCGGGGCGUACCAAUAUUAUCCACGUACGGCCGGGCGAUCUAGCCAGUUGUUUAAUACGGGGACAGUAUCUUGGGUUUAUCGGUCCUUUAUCGAGGAAUUAUGCGGGCUGCGCGGCGAUGCAAAGGGCCUGUGUAUCCAGCCGCAGUUACCAUCUUUCUGGGAUGCGAUCAAGGUUACUCGACUGUUCCGUGGCGCCACGUUUGUGGUAGAUAUGCGUCAGUCAGCCGAAGUGACAAAAGUCGUAGUGAAGUAUGAGGGUCAAAUCCUCCCGGAGGCGCGGUUUACAAACAUACAACCUGGCAAGACGUAUGAAUUAUCUGUCACCAUUCCCAAAUGAUUGGACUCGUUCGCCCGUUGCCAUCAGCUGUAUAUACCUAGGUAGCCUCUGGUAUAUCGAUGUCAUGUUGGGCUAGUCGAUUGUGAUGACGAAAAAAAAAAAGAGAGGAGUUCUGCAUCUGUUCCUUGUUAAAACAUUGUCAAUGGCACUCCCUUCGUUCAUAUUAGGCACGUAGAAUAUUCAAUCUUGGAUUCCCCCAGAUGGGAAUCU
This is a messenger RNA of Hypoxylon fragiforme, 2997 nucleotides long. RefSeq names its product glycoside hydrolase family 94 protein. Gene Ontology annotation, molecular function: carbohydrate binding; hexosyltransferase activity. NCBI's taxonomy places the organism in Eukaryota, Fungi, Ascomycota, Sordariomycetes, Xylariales, Hypoxylaceae. The record is from RefSeq and is a predicted model, not a curated record. The transcript has a single exon. Gene Ontology annotation, biological process: cellulose catabolic process. The coding region runs from base 430 to 2787 and encodes 785 amino acids.